AGGAGCCCGUCAAGAUCCUCAACAUCAUCCGGCUGCAGGCUUCAGCUCUCAGCCGAGCGGACCUGGCCAGGCUGCCCGGGUCUUCACCCACCAGCAGCAGCCUCCCUGCCGCAAAUCUGGGCGACAUCAGGGACUGGGGAUAGUACAGCUCAUGUGUAAUAAUCCAGCCGUUUAUCUGUGGGUAUAAGGACGGGAGGACCGAGCGAUGUCUGCGCCGGGCUACACAAACCUGAACAGCUCCGUCAGCUACAGCCAGAACUCGACGCCGAACGGCGGAGCGGCGCCCCCCUAUCAGAACGGUACAGCAGGCCGGUGUUAUAAAGGAAAAUGUGUCUUUGUUAAUUGGUGACUCUCAGCUGAAUGCGUCUUUGGUUGUCGUAGUUACAAGAGUUGUUGAAGACGUCCACACGGACACCACUUAGUGUAGUUUUCUCCGUCUAAGCAUCUAAUGAGUAUAUCUUAAUGGUAGUUUGAAAAAACAAACCACAAUAAGAGGCAUUAACGAGAGGCUUUUUGUGUGAGCGUACCCUACGGCAAACACUGACAGUCAGCUGAAAGUCGCCAGUUUGCAGGGUCACUACUUUAACCGGAACAUCGGGUGAUGCGAUUAGCUACCGGGCUAACAUUAGCGUGCUAUCUCUAGGUGAUAUCAGAUUAGUUUGUCGAGGUUUAAUCUUUUAUUUUACUCUCAACAACAGCUACUUUAUAGCAGUCAUAACAGUUAAAUGUAUUAUCAUUUUUAGUGGCCGAAAAUUGGGAAAAAUGUGUUUCGGCAGAUGCUUGGUGCUAACACUAGCUAAGUUGAAGGCUAAGAAAGGUAUUGAACUGCCAUGGAGACAGCUAACGGUAGCCGUUAGCUAAGAACAAGACCUCAGGAUGACAGGUGGCGCAUUACCGUCUAAUAAUUUUUACUUAUUAUUACUCGUUACUUCUGGAUAUAUACAAAAAUAUUUGACUUUUACUGGUUGCUGAGCUGUGCUGUCAGGUGCUAGCUGGAUAUGAACCCCCUCACUGCUGAAGUAACAGAUGCUGAUGAAGUCUGUUGUUUACAGCCUCUGAUAGAUUAUCUCUGUCCUGGUCUUUCUUUGUCUUUGUGAGAUCAUUAACCACACAACAGUUGUACACUAAGCUCAUUGAAUGUGUGUAUUCUCUUCUCUCCAGGUCCUACACAGGCAUACCAAUCUAUGAAUCCACCUCCAGGCUGCUAUGGAGCCCCACCUCAACAACAGAGCUAUCCCACCACCCCUGCCCACUCCACUCCUGCUCCCGGUAAAGCAUCCAUUACGAAGAGUGCCCACAGUGCUAACUACUACCAGAGCAACCAUCAGCCACAGCAGCAGCAGCAUCACCACAUCCCUCAGCAUCAUGUAGCACCAUCUCCAUACAAUGUUCCUUCUUCUCAGUCAUAUGCCACACACCCCUCUUCAGGACCACCGCCAUCAAAUGCCCAAUACAACCAACAACAACAACAGCAGCAGCAACCUCCAUAUGCCACUCCAGGAUCCUACUAUGGACAGCAGCUGUACUACCCUCCCCCAGGACAGCACUCCUCGCAGCAGCAGCAGCAGCAGCAGCAGCAGCCCACUUUGGUCACAGCCCCCGCCAGUGGCCCUGGAGCUCCCCUUUACCCAAUUGUUUCCUACCCCUCUGCGCCAGGAAGUAGCCAGUAUGGCACCCUGAGCUCCACCCAGAGCACCUCAACACCUGGAGUCAUGCCGACCCAGAUGGGUGCACCUUUACAUCAGUACAACACCUCCAGGCCAGCCUCCACAACAGCAGUGCAGCCUGGGUACAACGCGGCUCCUCCUAGUCAGUUGGCACCAACAGUCAAUGGUCAGGGAAGCACAGGUAUGUAUAAUUAGUUGAAUUUAGACUUGAGUAAAGCUUUUGGCUUUAUUAGUGGCAAGUAAAACAUUGUGUAAGGGUUCCUUGAUGCCCUUUAAAUGUUCGGUCUCUUCCAAGGACCAUACAUGUGGGUCGCAGAUGUACAAGCAUAAAUGGUCAGUGUUUUCAGAAGUAGAAUGGGACGGAGGGGAUUAGGAAAUACUUCCUACCUCAGGAGACUAUGGUGGAGAAGAGUCCAGCUAAAGUGCAUUAGUGUUCCCGAAAGAGCUGAAUAUUUAGCUUUUUAUUAAAGGUAGGAAGGGACACCCCAGAUGCAAAAGAGUCGGGAAACUCUUUCCACCUCCAGGGAAGAGUCUGACGAGUGGCUUGGGACCCUGCUGUGAUGUGUCAUUGUGAUUACUGGCAGAGCAUAGAGCGGUAUAGGGCUUCCAGGCAGGUAGGAGCUGUUGUGAUCCUGUUUUACAAGCAAGAAGUAGGUUUUAAAUUUGAUGUGAGCAGCAAUUGAAAGCAGGUGAAAAGACGCAGCUUGGGUGCUGUUUUGGGUUGUGCUUCAUUGUGGAUCACCUGCAGAGGUUUAUGAUAAGGACUAAUGUUGGUUAGUGGAGGCAAACAUCUAUUAAACAUCUCUAAAUGUUUUCUUCUUUUUAUUCUUUCUCCAUCUUUUCUUUAAUUCAGCCCACCAACACUAUGACCAAAGCCAUCAGGCCUCUCUGAGUUACAACUCCUACGGCGGGGUCACUCACAGCAGUGGCAGCACUGAAACAGACCGACCGCCCUCAGGGACCCCCUCCACUUCAGUUCAUUCCUCACCGGGACAUCAACAAGGUAACAAAUCGUUUAGUGAGUAGGUUUUUUUGAAGGGCUCUUACACGUCACACACAAAGGAUGAAUCAGCUGUUUCACUGCUCUGUAGUGUUCCUGCCUCUGAGAAAUGACAGCUUGUAAAGUGAAGUUGUUGAAUGAUUGAACAGGGAUGUCAGCACUCGUCUGUUGAAUGCAUACAAAGUUGAACAUUUAUGAGCUAAAUAUGCUUUGCACUUUUCCUAAAACUAUGGGGAUGUUAUAUGUACAGCUUUGAGUCUGUGAAUGGUUUUAUGAUACUAGUGCAAAAAUAACACUACAUACUUGAAAUGACGACAAAAAAAUCAGUUUCCUGUUCUGUCAGUUUCAUGCUCUACUAAGGAAAGGCUUCUUUAGUCAGUAUAAGGUUAUCAUAGGAACAAAUUGAAGCUCGGUUUUGCUCAUUAUCUGGUGCACAUUCUUCCACAAGCCUUUUUUUAGACAUGGGGUUAAAAAUCCUGUUCUAAAAUUACUGUGCAAAUGUGUGGGAAUGGUUUUCAUGUUCACACCUGCACUCCUGCAUGUGGCACACAUAAUCUAUUACACACACACACACACACACACACACACACACACACACACACACACACACACACACACACACACACAAGUGUGCAGGUGUGAGAUUGUAUGUAAAUUUAAGAGUUUCAGGUUGGAAGUCAACAACCAGCUGCUGAGUUUGUGAGCUUUAAUGUCUGAACAUUUCCUCUGUCAUUUUAACCGGUUGAAACCGAAUGAAUCCUGCACCAGCUGCACCUGCAUUUAAUCAUUAUUUGAGUUGCAAAAACAAUGACUUUGCAUAGUGAUAUAGUGGUACAACGAUCUUUGCAGAUUUGUCAUUUCUAUGAUGAGUAAAAUGUGUGAGCGAGUUUUUCUCUCUCAGUCAUAUUAGCCUCAGGGAAGAAAAAAAAACAUGCAGAACAAUAGAAAUAAAACUCCAGAACAGACAAAGGCCACACCCCUCUUUAAAGGCUUUCAUUGUUGUAAAAGGUGUCCUAACUGGUUAAUUAGUGUCAAAUUAAACAGUGUGACUGUAAAGCUACUUAAGAAACAUAGACGACUGCGGCUGGUUACUUUAAGGACAUAACCUCUGCUUCAGCUUCAGGGCAGUUAAGGCCUCACACUGGCACACUUAAAAAAAACUUAAAUUACUCAGAUAUUCAAAGUCUGUUCUGAUUGUUUGUGCACAGUUUUGUCUGUGAACAAAAGCAUUCUUGUCCUCAACAUGUAUAACUAGUGUCUUCUGACCAAAAACCUCAGAUAGCUGUCUUUUAACUUUGAAAUGUAUGAUUUAUUGUGAACAUUUUGUGUGGAAAUAGUAAACACAGGGCUGUCUCUGUAGCUGCUUAGCUGACUCCUGCCCCCUCACAAAGAUUUAAGACGUUAAAAUAACAGAUGACAAUUGUCAACCUUGUCUUAAAUGGUCUUAUAUGUUUUCAUACACCAUAAAAAUACAUUAGUUUGAAUUUCAGGUGCUUUAAAUGAUAUGACACAAAUACCAAAGUCGUUUUCAUUGUUUGUGAAAAGUGAAAAAUUUCUGCCUGUAAGUCAAAAAGUUAAUUUCAGACCCUGAAAUGACCCUUUUAUAUGUAAAUGUUGGUUUGGAGUAAAUGCGAAGCAGCACGCCUUAAUGCAAAACAUGCUGUCAUUGCUGACCCUGUCUGUGCCAGAGGACAUGACCAGUCCUGGAUCAAAGUCCAGCUAUGUUCUGCAUGAAGCCAUCAAAUGAGGCCACAAGGAGGGCUUAUUUUUUUUAUGCAUCACCCCAAUUUCUUGAAUAAAAGCAACAUUUUAGGGUGAAUUUCUUUUAAAAUGGCAGCAAAAAAGCUUUUUAGACCAAUGUUGCUUUGAUGUAAAUAAACAUCAUGGAGAUUUCAGCCGGUUCGUGUUUAAUGUAAUGAUGUUCAGACUCAACCUUUAUGUUCACAGUUAUCCUCUUGUUGGAAACAGCUUUUUUAAAAACACAUUUAAGUUUGGAAAUCAAAGUUGGGACUUUAAUUUUGUUAUUGUCAUGGGUGAAAAACAAAAAAUCUCAACCUUCUGUUUAUCAUGAACCUCAAUUUCAUCCAGUGUAGCAAAAUCGAACCCUCCUCUGGGUUUAGGGAGUAGUUUCUUCAGCCCUCUCUUGUAAUUUGAGAAAACCAUCUGCUACUUUUACCAAAUAAUGAAAGACUUGAUGUCAGUUAGUGUAUCGCCUGAGCCCCGCCUCCCUGUCUGCUGUCAAUCAUUAAAAAGUCUAGAAAGUUUUCUGAUGUUCCUUUCCCACCCCUCCCCCCUUCCAACAGGCGUGCAGUACGGAUAUGUUGCUAAUAGUGGAGCUAGCUCUGCCCCCGCCACCACCUCAGGCCCAGCCGCAGCCCCCUCGUCAUCCAGCUCUGAGGAUGAGGAUGAUGAUGAUGAGGAGGAGGAUGAGGAAGCAGGUCUGCUUUAGCUUUUACUACCUCAGUCGCCCCUCUCCAUCCCUACAAAGUCAUUCAGUGCUUUUAAACUUUUUCAUCCCCAUUUGAAGACAGAAAUGCGCCUCUUCCUCCUGUUUUCAUGCUCUUUGUCACUCUUACUCCACCUGUGGACAUGUCUUAUCAUCAUUUAAAUCUCCACCUCUCUCUGAAAAGCUAAUCAGAUCAUUCCUCCCCUCCCUGCUGCCUCUUCACCACCUUUUCCUCACGCAGUCAUCCCGCUGGGCACUGGACCAUCUCUUAAUUCUGUCUCUAAUCUGCUCUGUUGUUCCGUCAUUGAAAACUGACGUUUCAUUUAGUCUCUCACUAAGUUGUGAGGUAAGUGGGCCACGCCUGUCUUUAGCAGCUCUGGCUAAGUUCACCUGCUUGUCUUGAUUGUCAUGCCGUGGAGGGAGCACGCUGUCUUGUUGUCCGUCACUCAGUAGUCUUCGGGAUCUGAUGAUCCCUCUGUUAGUUCUCCUCUGUUUACCAGCCGCAGCCAAACUCUGAAUACUGAUAGAAAGAAAAGUCAUGAGCUUUAUUUCACUUCUUUCUGGCUGACCCUUCAAGACCUCAGAUUACUGUGGAAUUACAUGAUAUUUAACUCGAAAGAUUACACUCAGCUGUUAUACUAUAAAACUCUGAGAUGUUUGCAGCUGAAACAAAUAACUGUUACACCGAACUUUAGUCAGCAAAAGUUCAAAUAAAGAUCAAUAAUCUGUCACAUUUAUUGAAAACAAAUGCCUGAUUAUAGUCUCUGAAAUGCAGGAAUUUCUUCUUUUUUCCCCCUGGUUUUAAAAAAAAGGAUUAAAUUGAACUCUUAUAAAUUUAAUCUAGUGUUUUCAAACAGGGCCCGACAGAUUUAUCGGCGAGCCGGUUAAAUCGGCCAAUUUUAGCCUGUUUGAGACUAAUUGGUAAUUGGCCAAAACUCGCAGAUUUUCGCCAAUAUUUCCCCCCGCCCCAAAAAAUCCACAUCGGUCGGGCCCAAUUUUUAAAUGGACAACCACCCAAACUUUCAAAAUAAAAGUGCAUGAAUGCUCCAUUUUUAACAACAAUAAAAUAAAGUAGAUUGUAUAACUUAAGCUUCAAUUAUUAAAGUUCAAAAUAAAGAGAGAAAUUCAACAUUGGCAGCUUGUAAAAUUCAUGUAAUCACUGAAGUUUUGCAUCAACUUUUAAACGUCUUACCCCAGAAUACUCCAAACAACUUUGGUUACUUUGUUUAAGUAGAAGCUGUUGGUGGAAAUACCUCAAAAAUGUCUUCUACUUCAUUUAAGAACAUUUAACCAAUCCUGAUAAUGCUAUAAAUCAUUUAACCGCCGGGAAUAAAUCAACAGAAAAGCUGCAACUUGUUGGAUCGGCAUCAACAUUAGUCACCUAUUUUUUUUAACUUUGUGAAGCCCUGAAUAAAUAUCUGCUUUUGAAUAACACUCAAGAGAUCAACCCAUCAGGCAGUUGUAAGUGCAGCAGAUCAAAUCUGCUUUUAAUUGUGAAGAAUGAAGCUAAACAGAGGCCGAAAUAUUUAAAAAAAAAACAUCAUUUGCAGCUCCAAUAGUGUUAAUCAGUAAAUGGCCUUUUAUGUUAUUGUGAGACACAAAAGUGUUGACUUAAAAAGAUGCUUAAAAGUUGCACUCCUCUGUACCACCUUUAAAAGAGUGAAUGAGCUGGAUUCAGAUCCAGAUUUUGGUGUUUUUGUGAAAUGAGACUCUAACAGUACAGUACUGUUCUUGAACAGUCUGUAGCCCAUCUGUGUGAUGUACCACUGGGGUGUUCUGCUGAUAACUUUCCCUAAGGAGCUGUGUCAUCAGCCAGAGGUUAACAGGGUUUUAAAUAUAAACGCUCCCAAGCCGUCAGGUCCCAGCUCUCUGGGUGUGUUUGCUGACUGUCCCGGUCCCUGAGUGAACACGAGCAGAGGAGACUUUGUCCACGGUUAGCACUUAUUUACACGACUGUAAAUACAAUCAGGAGCCUGUUUUAGCAGCCAGUCUUCCCCCAUGUGAUUCUGCCGGCUGUCUCUUAGAUGCAAUAAAAUGCACAACAUGAAUUCCCAGAUGUCGUUCGACCUGACACCUAUUCUCCCUGUAUCACUUCAAAUUUAAUGGAUUUAAUGAGGAAAAGGUUUUAUAUUUGUUGAUUUCUUUAUUUGGUGAUGAAAUCUUCAUUUAGACGCCCUUGUCCUUACUUUUUUCCAGAACCUGAAGAAAUCUGCUUAACGGAUAAAAUGUCAAUGUCUUUAUAGUCAAAGGCUGAGCAGACUCUAUGAAUCACACACAGACUUUUUCAUCUUUCUUGCGUUUGUCCUCGUGUCCCUUUCCCAAAUCCUGCUGAGUCACCCUGCAGCCUGUCCCACAACAAUAAACUCGUCUCACAUUAAUGACACACCGCCGUGCACCUGUUGUCAUGGCAGUGCCGUUGAAGCUUAACCCAUUUAUCUGAGUACAUGCUGCAUCUCCUCAAAGUACACUAAAUGUGGGCUCUCUGGAAAAAUCUAGAGACUCUUGCAGCUUCUUCCUGUCCGCUCACACUGACUGCAGAAAAUCAGAUCAGUGUGAAUUGCUGGAAACAGAUUGGAGAGGGGGACACUGUCAGCAAGUAUGAAUGGAGCUUCAAUUAUCAGUCAGGGUGACCCCAGCCUGAAGGUAACUGAAGUGGGCUUGUGACUUAAAGUCCUGAGACCAGUAGCAGAGAGUUUUAAGAAGUUAAAAACCUCUGUGUCUACUGUAUGAAUGUUUACAGUCGUGUUAUUUCUGGGAGCUUCCCUUGACAGAAGUAAGAGGCAGAGGAGACAGUGGAAGAAUCCUGGUGGAGGUGGACUAAGCCAUCUAGGUUUCCUCCUCCUCCUCCUCCUCCUCCUCCUCCUCCUCCUCCUUCUUCUUCUCUAGAGGAGAUAAUCCAGUAGUCCAUUUAGUUGGAGGUAAUUGGAUCCCGUCCCGUCCAAUGAGCUCUCCGCCACAGUCCUUUUCGUGUCUUGGUUUGCUAUAGCUGAUCCCUCCUUUCGGCCAGCAUGGAUUAAAACGGGUUCAUUCAAAUUUUCUACCCAUGUAAUCCUUCUGAAAAAAAUAUUCAUGAGAGAAAAACAGGUCCAUAAUGCAAUGCAUCUACAAGACUUUAUUUGGGAGGGAUUAUUUUUUGAUUUAUUUGAUAGAGUACAGCGGAGAAUCAGAGAGGAGGUGUGAGGACAGUGAGAGAGAAAGAAAGUGGGAGGAUGUGUCUAACCAGGACAUUAUGAUGGCAAAGUAAGCUUCUAAGGCGUCAUUCAGACUGGAAGGCUAAAGUGGGCAGAGAUGUGAAUGUUUGUACUCACAUGUGACUCAGGAAACACUGAUCACAUGGAGUCUGAUCCUCCCAACCCUAAAUUUGACCUCUGUCAUAUGAGGCAUCAAUCUGGGAAAAGAGUGAUUUCCACUUUGGCUUCAGUCGUGUUAGCGUCACUUUGGGUCAACAUUCAUCACAACUUUGCAAUAAAGCGUCAUAGUUAGAGUGAUAGUCAUUUUGAGCAUGUGAGUAGGCUCAGUGUAGUUCAAGACUUCAAUAUUGUUGGAUUAAGGCAAAACUUGUCUAAACAUUAAAGGGAUAUUCCGACGUAAAAUUAAUUUAGGGUCAAACACAACGUAACACUGAGUUAGACACCCCCCCCCCAAGAGAUGAAUGUUGCCGACUGCUUGCUUCUCUAGUUAUACCAACUUUAGUAGCGACUGCAGGGGGAGCCCUGACGAGUCGAUCACCGAGUGCAGCGGAUCAUUUCCUUGAAGUAAUAAUCAUCAUAAUAAUCAUUUUGCACUGCAGACGCGGUAGUUCUUCUGCCUCAACGUCUCGGUCUGAUUGCAUUUCCUUAAAAAAACAAUCAUAAAUUUUCUUCCUUGAGCUGUGAAACUCUGCUGCACUUGAAAUCAACUCAUCAGGGCUCCCCCCACAAACAAGUGGCUGCUGGAGGAGAGUGGGUGAGUUGUGUUUGGUCUCUUUGCUAAAGAAAUCAGGUGAAGUUAAAAAGAUGUUUGGUGGCUAGUACUAUGGCUGGGACCCUAUAUGUUGAUGUACAUCGACUACUAUAGAGUGGCGUUUUGGUUGAGGUUUGCACGUGGAGACAUAGACCGCUGUGUAUUGCUAUUGUGCGGUCGUUACUAAAGUUGGUAUAACUAGAGAAGCAAGCAGUCGGCAACAUUCAUCUCUGGUAGGGGUGUGUAACUCAGAGUUACGGUGUGUUUGACCCUAACUUAAUUUUACGCCGGAAUAUCCCUUUAAGAGCCUGUGUCCACUGACUGCGAACUCUUUACAUUAAACUAUUAGAGUUAAUCAUUUCAGGAUUCUGGGUCCAGUUUCAUGUGUGGAUAUUUUAAGUUAAGAAGAAGUUAAACACAGAUUCCUGUCGUAUAAAGAGAUUAUCGAACCAAACCACCCAUUCUAUUAUCUUCAUGGUUACCUUUGCUUCUUUGCUUCCCUGACCUCCAUAUUUUCGUCUUUAGAGGCUUUCACUUUCCUCCAUACAUCCACAUGUCAUCUUUUGGGAGUCUUAAGUGCAUCCUCUCAUCGUGUUCUCUUCACUCGUCUUUCCUCGGGGAGUCUGAACACAGCACUCACCACGGCUAAACAAGAAACUUAUUUUUUUCAUCCUUUCAUUCCACUAAUGUUUUGUCUUGUUUCUCUCCAUCUUAAGCUCCUCUUCUCCUGUGUUUUAUCUCGACCCCUUUCCUUUAAUAUAAGUAAUUCUAUUAACAUCUCAAACCUCUCCAGCUUUUGCUCUUUUCAACUUUAUUUGAUCAAUCCCAAAGGGCCUGUCGGACUGUUUCAUCUCUUUUCUUUCUGUCUCCAGUCCUCAAUCAGUCUUUGAUUUUUAAUUCUGCUUUUAAUUGUCUCCAUGUCUCUCUCAGGUGGAGACACAUCAUCCUCUUCUACUGGCAGUGCCUCUCCGGUGCCCAACAGCUAUGAUUCCCUGGAAGGAGGCAACUUUCCGGGUAUGAAAUAAUCACAGAUAACUACAGAUUUCACUAAGAUGUUGUCGCAUUGAUAAAGAUAGCGGACAAGAGGUUGUCAAAGUCUUUAAAACUUCAAAAUGAUCCAAUAUCUGUUGUUUUUGUAUUUGAUCGCAUUGACAGUAAGGCUCGUGUGACACAUAAUUUGGAGCUGAGGCCAGGCAGAGAGAGGGGGCUGCAGUGGUCGAUUAACAUCGAGAUAAAGUGAAGAGCGAAUGUCAGAAAUGACGGCUUACUUCCUGACAGUUUCACACCAGUUAUGCUUUAAAAGUCAAACACACCUGCAGUAAAGCACAAGGAGGGGGCCGGAUUUGGUUUGCUUGCAGCUGAAGUCCUGCUUCUUCCUGCCUGCUGUGUGUCAGGCUGCCCUGGUACAGUUCCACCAACCAAAGGGCCAUGUUUGCUUCAGUACAGUGUGGUCCUGUUUGGUAUGGUAGACCCUGAUCCACAGCAGACUGUGCAUCACCCAGACACUUCAUGCAGGAAGCGCGUUGGCUGCGUGGCAGCCUUGAAUGGCUUAACUUUUGGCGUGCAUGGUAGCAGAUUGGACCGCCGAGGUGAGAAGGGCACCUCAUCCGAUUUAAUUUUUUUUUUCCACAAGCCACGCAGAUUUCAGCCAAAACUCCACAUAAAUAAUAAACUGAGGGCUGUAUUCACUCUGUGCCAGCCAUGAAAAAUAUACUACGAUUGUAUUCCCACUAUUUUUUCUUCUCCUCUUGUUUUCACACAACCUCUUAUUCUGAAGUCUUGUCCUGGACAGUCUUUUAUUCAAGCAUCUGAACUUUUGUUGGAAAAAGUUUUAAUUAAUUAAAUCACACUGGCUGUAGGUGAACGAUGUUGGUCACUUAACAACAUAGGAAAUAAGUAAGACAGUAGAUAUAUCAAAUCAAAUCAGGUUAAUAGAGAUGUAAUUCAGUGUUAUCUCUCAUUUUCACCCCUUUAGUCUGCAGAUUUCUUUAACAUUAACUCUGUUUUUCAGACUCCAUGCCCUCCUCUAACGACAUGACCAACCAGGCUGCGUCCUACGGUAGCUAUGGUUACUCCAGCAUGCAGCCAGCCUAUCACCAGGGGCCUGCCUCCCAUGCUGACUCCUCCCCCUCUCAUGAUCCGUACGGACAGUCCAGUUACCAGCAGUAUUCCCAGGUGAGGUCGCAGCCUUCAUGAACCUGACUCUGAAUGUUUUGAUGUUUUUGUUUUUCUGUUUGCUGGAUCCCUGGAUUUCUCACCUGAGUUUAAAAAGUGCAGGGGGAGACAUCUUGAGCAUAUCAGUUGAAAUAUAUAGUUUCACUCUUCUAAAAACUGUAAAAUCACAUUAAAAAGGUCUGCCACUAAUCAUUUAAUAACUGCUGAUCAAAUUGCAGUCAGCCCUGAUCCUUAUAUUUUCAGUACGGCUGUGACUAACGCUCAUAUCUGAAAUCCUCAACCUGUCUGUCUGUCUGGCUGCUGCAGCUGCUUUCUUGCUUCGUAGUUAAACCGCUCCUGAUUUAUCACAGGAAUAAAACCGGUUAUGUCUCCCUUCUCUCUCUACAGCCGUUUCCAAACCUUUCCCAGCUGUCUGCGGCUCUGGGGGGGCUGAGUGGGGUACCUGAGCUCGAGGUAGAGGCCCUGAGGCCGGUCAACCUGCUGCAGGAGAGAAACCUGCUGCCACCCAGACCCUUAGAAGCCCCCGAACCGAACCUCAGUCCCGAGCUGAAGAAAGUCAACUGCAGCCCACAGUGAGUAAAGAGCAGACAGUUCAUUAUGUAACUCUUUUUAACCACCUUAUUUUUAACAUUUUCUGAGUUAUUUCGAAAUGUAGAGUGAGCGAUGUGGAAAGGUGUGAAAGAUAACUGUGUUUCCAAGGUGUGAAAAUCUCUCUGGUUUGAAAAUACCUCUAUUUAUGAUGAUAUUUCAAGAUUUGGUUCAUUUUUAGAAUCUUUUUCGCUCACACUAAAUUUCUCAAGUUUUCUGUCUGUGAAAUAAUUCUUAUGUUUUCUUGUUCAUCAGGACCUUCAGGUGCACCCUGUCCAGCAUCCCACAGACCCAGGCUUUACUCAACAAGGCCAGGCUCCCCCUGGGCCUUCUCCUCCACCCCUUCAGAGACCUCCAGGUAAGAUCUGCUGCCACAAAACUAGAAAAGAAAGUGGGAUAUCUGGACAUCAACUUUUUUAAACUUGUGCCCAGUGAUUUUUCUUUGUUAAAUACUCUCUGGUACAGUCUCAUAGAUGAAUUAGAUUAGGAUAUGUUAAGAUAAUCUGGAUGUAUUUCUCUUUAUCUUCUACAGCUGAAAGAUCUUUGGGGACGCGACCAGGCGCAAAUAUAUUUUAAUUUAAAUUUGAUUCUUCUAGACUGAGGGGAAAAAAAAACAUAAUUAAAACAUUUCUAUUUCAAAAAAGCUGAGGCUGCCACAAAAACAAAAGAUUUUAAUUUAAAUUGUCCACCAUUGUUUUGAAAUUUGUCCAAAUAUUGUGCUACUUGGUGUUUUUGUUGCCGUCACACUGUAAUAAAAGGCCUUCAGUGGAGGCUGCUUCUCCUGGAAAUGCUUCCCCUUUAAAGUCUCUCACCUGUUUGACAUUUUCUGAACAGACCUCUGAAGGUUAUGUUCCUUAAAAAUACUCCAGACCUGUGCAGAGAAGACUGUAACCAUUCAGGGGAGCAGCCAAUAGUCAGGUCUAUACCCAUCAAGCCUGCAGGAUUUGGUCCACCAUUAAAUAAGUCUGUCAGGAUACUGAAUAUUUAGGAUCCUGGAGCCACAGCUGUCUCUGCCCUUCGCUCUCUCACAUAAAUUUAACAUGUAUCUUCGUUAGACGUCCAUAGGGACUUUAUAAAACACUGACCCAUGAAUGACAACAGUUUGGGUGUUAUGUGGGCUUGAUGGAGAGCCCACACAACACCUCUGUUUUGCUCCCAGCAGCUCUAGGUUGAAAAUAUGACUAUAGAUCUUGUUUUUCGUGAGCUUUGAGUCUUUUAAAUCCCAGAAAACGUACAAAUAUUGUGUCAAUUUAAAGCAGUAAAACACAUUUUCAACCUGAGCAGUGAUGUUCAGUUCAUACCGUCUUUGAAGUGUUUGUGAAAAGCCGCAGCAGUGAGAGCGUGAAUGUCAGGAGGAGGGAUGUGAUUGUGGGCGUAUUAAUAGAAGUGUUGGCUGAUUUGCCAGAAGGCAUGAACUGAUAAAGUAGAGGGAUGCACUGAUACCACAGGAGAAAGCAGCGAAACGAUGGUGAUGUGGAAGGAUUCAGUGGUAGACAGGAAAAGGUAGGUUAUGGUUCGAUUUAUAAAAACACGGUACAGCAGAGUUAUUGGACUGACGCUGAAAAGUGGAGCCGCAAUCUUUGGUGGCUAAAAUGCACAUUUAAUUUUCUGCUGUCAUAUGAAAUGCCUGAAACUAGGGCUGGGCGAUAAAUGGAAAAUUUACUGAUACCAAAAUUUACGACAAUAACCAAUGUCAUUUUGCGGUUCAAAAGUUGUAGCGGCUGAAGUAGAUGUGGAGUAGUUAUCGUCCAUUUAUCGUUAUCAAGGUGAACUGAUCAAUAUAUUGUGAUAUUGAUAUGUGGCCAUAUCGCCCAGCCCUACCUGAAACUCAACAGCUGCAGGUUUAGCAAUUUUCACUCUGUACUUAUUUAUGAGACAUCUGCUCUUUAGCACAAAACUCAAGCUGGGUUCACCUUUUUGUCUUGUAAGCUUUUGCGUGAAUGUUUGGUUAAAGAGAAAUAUUCAACAGAACAGAGUAUGUGUUAGAAAUCAUGUAUAUGAAAACAUUAGAGCUCUCAGGUACACCAACAGGAGAAGUCUUUGAGGAACUGUGACAGAAACAGGAAGGACAGGGACUCUGAAAUGGGUCAAACAAAGAUUACAGUUGCAUAGAUUUUCUCAUCCAGAUUCUCCAAGAGACAGAAACAGAGCGUCAGCUAUUCAGCCGAGACAUGAAUAGAGGAAUCUUUGAAAAGGUCACGGCUGGAAAAUUGAGGCGAGGGAGGAAAACUUGGCUCGAUAUGUUACAAGUACAGCCCACGAGAUCAUUUCUUCUCUCUUUCUUUUGUUUUUUUUACUGAAUUUCUUUCCCUAUUUUCUCUCUGUCUCCCUCUGCAGCAGCUACCGGUGAUCACGUCAAACACGAUCGUGCGCUGCCGCUCCUGUCGCACCUACAUCAACCCGUUUGUCACCUUCUUGGACCAGCGCAGGUGGAAGUGCAACCUCUGCUACAGAGUCAACGAUGGUGAGAGUCCAAUCAGGAGUCAAAAAGGAUGCCUCUGGUUCCACUUAGUCUCCAGGUUUUACACCUUUUGUUUUUCUUACUUGUUCAGUUCCAGAUGAGUUCAUGUAUAACCCGGUCACACGGUUGUAUGGCGAGCCACAUAGAAGACCAGAGGUCCAAAACGCCACAGUGGAGUUCAUCGCCUCGUCAGACUACAUGGUAAAUAUUCCUCUUUUUCUUAUAUUUUAAGUUGGAUGAACAUUUUGUCCACUAGAGGGCAGUCUUGUUUGAUGUGUAUUGUCUUUGAUUUGCCAGAUAAAAGAAAAAAUCAACAUGUAGACAAAAACUCUUUAAAUUAAACGGAUAAAACACAGAUUUGCAUCAGUCUAUGUUGUUUCUCUUGUGUGUCCAGUUGCGGCCCCCUCAGCCGGCAGCAUACCUGUUUGUUCUGGAUGUUUCUCACAAUGCUGUGGAGGCAGGUUACCUGAAGUACUUCUGUGAUUCACUGAUGGAGAACCUGGACAGGUGAGGGAUUGAUAAGUAGUAAAAGCCAGAACUGUUAUUUUGACUCAUUUCCUUUUUAAGUUUUUCAACUAUGUGGUUCUCGUUUUGUUUUUGCCUCAGGUUACCCGGGGAUUCCCGCACCAGGGUGGGCUUUCUGACCUUCGACAACACAAUCCACUUCUACAACCUGCAGGAGGGGCUGUCUCAGCCGCAGAUGCUGGUGGUGUCAGAUAUAGACGGUACGUCUGAGCGCUGGAUCUUUGUCUUUGGUCUCAGCUGAAGUCUGGUCAACAUGAGUCUGGUUCUGCUCGAGGUUUUGGCUUCUAAAAAAAGAAGUUCUUCCCUGCUGCUGUAGUUUACUUACAGAAGAUUGAAUCCCGUUUUUGUAAACCAUACAGUCAUUUUUGUAAAGCAUCCUAAAAUAACAUUUGUUGUGAAUUAGCCUCAUGUAAAUGAUCCUGAUUGAUAAAGGGAUUUUUUCUCUGUAAACAGUAGGUGGCAGCAUUGUUUAAAAAAACUUCAGUGAGUCCUGUUUCAGCCUGUCCACCAGAAAACUGUAUUAAAAUUUGCAGAUAGUUUUAAGAACUAUGAACUAGAAGAUGAGGUGAAUCAGCUUUAGCUUCAGCUUGGGCGCAAAAAGAAGGAAAAAAAGGUCUAAAAAUGAGAGCUAACAUAUUUUUACAACAGAUCUUACCUCCAAGUGUAUUUUAGAUAACCUGAUCCGUCUCCAGCUGUGUUAUAUCUCCAAUCCAAGAGACUCUGUGUCAUCAUCAUACAGCCCUCAGUCCUGACGGAUGUCUUAUGUGUCUAUUUUUUUACUUAUUCAGAGAGGAUAAAGCUAAAUCUUUCCUUCUGUAAGGAUUUCUUUAUCAUUAUUCCUGUGAUGCUUGAAUUGUGCAGGUGCCAAACUGUAAUUGUGCUCCGUUUCUUGUGUUUUUAAUGAAAUGAUAUGAAGAUCUUCCAGCCGUAACUUUGAUGAAUGUUUUUUCUUUAUGUUCCUAGACGUCUUCAUACCGUCUCAUGACAGCCUCAUGGUGAACCUGAAAGAGAGCAAAGAGGUAAACUCUUCCUCCUCCUCCUCCUCUUCACAUCACGCCUUCAGCCUCUUAUCCUUUCCUCUUAUUUCCAUCAAUCUGAAUUUAAUUUCUUUGUCUCUUCAGCUGGUGAAGGACCUGUUAACGUCUCUGCCGGCUAUGUUCAGCCAGAGCAGAGAGACCCACAGCGCCCUCGGCCCGGCUUUACAAGCUGCCUUCAAGCUCAUGUCGCCCACAGGGGGCCGCGUGUCCGUGUUUCAGACACAGCUGCCGACACUGGGGGCUGGUGCGCUGCAGUCGAGGGAAGACCCCAACCAGCGCUCCAGCAGUAAGGUGAGGAAGGAGAAGAUUUGCAAUUCAGGCACUUUGGGUAGCGGUUUUAUUUUUCAGAAACGUUUUACCAUCUUUAACAAAAUCAAGAACCAACUUUUCAUAUUUCAUAUCAGUUGGAUCCUUCGUGAUAGCUGUCGUUAAGUUCCCUGUGAUUUAUGAAGCUUAAACCAAACCAUAUGACAGAUGAUAUAAAGCCAACAAAUAACUCUCCCCCGCCCCUCAUCCACUAGAUUUAUACUGAUUGUUUUGGCGUCGUAUCUCUCAGCUUACAAAGCUGUGUAUUUGUCAUCCCAGGUCUGUGAUUUAUGGAUCUUGAUCUUCUCUGGUCUAUUUUUGACCUGAACAAACUGGCGGGGAUGUCCAAAAAAAAUGUGUAAAAAUAAAGCAAACGGAGAACAGAUGUACUUUCUUCUCCGUGAGCAUGAUUUUGUGUUUUUAGCUUCUGAGCUUUCUGGAGGAUUUUGGGCUGGAGAUGAUAGAGAAUAUACUUCUGACAGACCCAUCUAUGAACAGAUCACUCCUUGAACAGCCGGCCUACAGUACUCUCAGUCUGCGUCCUUACCACAUCAUAAAUCAUAUUGUUGCCACUUAAGUUAAAAAAAAAAAUGCAGCCAGAGUAUCCAAUAACACAGGAAGCUUUAGGGAAGGUAAUACCACAUAAACAUGUCUGCUUCCUUAUUUUCACAGGGAGUUCAGCACCUCGGCCCGGCCACAGACUUCUAUAAGAAACUGGCGCUGGACUGCUCGGGUCAACAGAUCGGGGUUGAUCUCUUCCUGCUCAGCUCCCAGUAUGCUGACCUCGCCUCAAUAUGUAAGUAGCCCUGAGUCAUUGGGUAGAGUUCAAGAGGUCAAACCAAAAACAAUAAACUGAGAGGCCGUGGGUGGACUGUAUCAGAGGAAUCCAUUAAAAGAAGUCUUUAGAGAAUCAGCAGAGACUUUGGGGUUAAUGAAGACAAAGAUUCACAGCUAUGAGGUUCCUCGUUCUUUAUACAAAACCAGCAGUUUUACAGCUCAGUUUCUUCACUGCGUUCACAGUUGUCUCUGUAGAGAUCGAUUCAACUUUUGGUACGCAAACAUAGCUGUCUUUUUCACUCACAAAACUGUUGAAAAAAAUGACCGCCAUUGACCUGACUCUGAAAUCACAGAACAAAAUUGUCGAGCUGAUGCAAAAAUCACUGAAAGCUGAUGACUUCAGACCUGACAAAACUGUGACCGCAGACUGAAUGUGAAAAUCCUCUUAUAUCUGAUGACUGUGGACUAGAUCUAGACCUUGACAGGAGCAGACUUGGCACAGAAAUUAUAGAAAUCUGUUAUGACUGCAGAUUUGACUCAAAAAUUCGAGGACCGUGGAUCUGAUGCGGAAACAUCCGAGUCUGAGGAUGUGAAAUCCCAUUUGAUCUGAAGUAUACAAAACAGACUUAGCACCUUCCACCAAGCAUAAGUGAAGAAACACAAGACAACUUUGAAGCGCUUUGAAAUUGAGGGUAUGGCCUCUCUCAGUGCAAAAGAUGACGUCAGUGGACACAGGCCCUAAUAGUGAGCUCAGAAUUAGAGCAUAAAAACAAGUCUUGUGAUAGUUUUGUAAAAGUUGGGCUUGGAGGACUGAAAUUGACAUUCAUGCCUCAAUAUGACCCACCAAAGAAAACAAGACCAUCAAGAACAAGAUGAACGAUUUCACUGAAGUUAUUUAGCUCGAGUCAGACCGGGAAAGUUCUCACUCACUGCUCCAACAGCCUUCUUUCUACAUUUUUCACAGCAUCGGUUUACAGUAAGUGAUGUUUUCAGUGUGUUGACAUGUCACAAAUGUUUGAAAUGGAGUUCAUUUGAAACAAAUCAGCACAAAGUUCCUCAUUUUUUCACGUGUGAGGAUCUGCAGUAGGACUUCUACAGAAGUUAAAGAGCCACUUUGAGAAGUUUCUUUCCCCCGUUUCCAUAAGUGGGAAUAAAGGAGUAAGUUUCUUCUUCUUUCUUUUUCAGCAUGUAUCUCCAAGUAUUCAGCGGGCAGCAUCUUUUACUACCCCUCCUUCCAUUACAUCCACAACCCGGCUCAGUUAGAGAAGUUCCAGAAAGAUCUGGAGCGAUACCUCACCAGGAAGAUCGGCUUUGAGGCGGUCAUGAGGAUACGAUGCACUAAAGGUAAGUGGGUCGCCGCAGUCGGACUCACAAAGACGCUCUGUGUUCAUGCUGAGUGUCGAAGUUUCUCUUCUGUGUUUGUUUUUUUAAAGGAUUUUUUUCUAACAUGUGCGCUCGCCCUCAGGUUUAUCCAUCCACACCUUCCACGGUAACUUCUUUGUGCGAUCUACUGACCUUCUGUCCCUGGCUAAUGUGAACCCAGACUCUGCCUUCGCUGUCCAGAUGUCAAUUGAAGACUCUCUGGCAGACUCGUCUCUGGCCUGCUUCCAGGCUGCUCUGCUUUACACCUCCAGUAAAGGUACACAAACAAACACCCACAAUGUUUGUCAUGUCGGGGAAAUCUGUGCGGAUCAGUGAUCAGAGACUGUCAACGUUUCCUUAAGUCCUGGGAAAGAGCCUGCCGUCUUUUUAGGCUUUCCCCUGUUUUUUUGUAUUUGACGCAGUGUUAUUUUGAAGCAAGACUCCUAAAACGUGUGAACUCUUUUGUUAGAUUUCUUCAAAUAAACGAAGGGUUCGAGUUGUACAAUAAAAGGACUGUCUUCAGAGCACAAACAGUGUCAGCAGAUCAAAAUGUCUUGAGGCAAAUUUUUGCCGACCUGCUUUUAUCCUUGAAAACGUGUUUCCUUCGUACAACCCUGUGAUGAUUGGAGUUUGAACUUGCGCUCCUCUGUUCACCUCUGUAGGAAAAAGGCGAAUUCGAGUCCACACUUUGUGUCUGCCGGUCGUCAACCAGCUGAGCGACGUGUACGCUGGAGCUGAUGUCCAGGCCGUCACCUGUUUAUUAGCCAACAUGGGUGAGUCUCGGCGAAGAUACUAUUUACAGGGUUCCUAUACUUGAAUUUCCAUACUUUUCCAUACCCUCAUUUUUAGAAUGACUUUUAGAAGAAUACCUUCAUUUAGAUUUUAGAAAAUAGUAUUUUAGAUCUGUGGUGAUAGUCUGGAAACAUAAAUAUUUUUCCAUACUUUAUUUUUCAUUUUCCAAAGACCUGGAAAUUGAUCAAAUUUAUUCCCAUACGUUUCAUACUUGCAUAGGAACCCUGAGAUUUGAUGCUUUUUUUCAUACUUCUGCUUUUCAGAUCCACAAAUUUGUCCUUCAUAUCUUGAGGGUAACACUUUGCUAGACACCUAUCUUUAUAACACAUUAUAAAUAUAUGUAUAAUGCGUUAUAAUCAUGUUAAAACACUGUAUAACUAUAGUAAUAAACACUCAUAAAUGAUCAUAAUGCUUUAUAUCAAUAUUAAUAACACAUUAUAAAGCAUUUUAUCAUGACUUACAAGGUCAAGUAUUAUAAUAAAUGUGUUAUAACUGUUAACAACAGCUGCAUUGCAUUAUCUAUGUGGGCAUUAUCAGUGAGUUGUUAACAGUUAUAACACAUUAUAAUACCUGACCUUGUAAGUCAUGAUAAAAUGCUUUAUAAUGUGUUAUGAUUAUUGCUGUAAAGCAUUAUGAUCAUUUAUAACUAUAGUUAUACAGUGUUAUAACAUGAUUAUAAAGCAUUAUACAUACAUUUAUACUGCUUUAUAGAGAUAGGCGUCAAGUAAAGUGUUACCCUUGAGUUUUGUAAACUUUUUUAAAUUCAUUUGAAUUGAAUGUGGUUGAUACAGGCAAAACGAUUGAAAUGACUUUUGUGUUUUACUCAAUAGAAAGUCUGUCUUUGCAUGAUGAGCAGUAAGUGUAACCGUAGAUAUGACCUCCUGUCUGGAUUUCUCUAUGACCUCUAACCUAUCCUCUUCGGUUUCCAGCGAUUGACCGGUCGAUAACGUCCAGUCUGUCUGAUGCCCGGGACGCCCUGGUGAACGCUGUGGUGGAUUUGGUCAGCGCCUACAAGAGCAACGUCUCAAACCUGCUGCAGUCCGGCCUGGUCGUCCCCGCUGCUAUGCGCCUCUUUCCCGUUUUCAUCCUCGCUCUGCUGAAACAGGUGUGGCUCAGCGCGUGACACACACUCCCAGGAACACUCAUUAAUCCACUCCCACAGCAGUCUUACACAUCCUUAGACUCCUUCAACUCCUUUUACACCGACUCUACCCUCCCCUCCCGCUCUUUGUAUUCUCAAAGACUGUAUUCAUCCACCCAGGACUCGUUUAUUCAUUCAUUCAUUCAUUCAUCCAGGGUGUGUCCACCUCUGAACACAGUCUCGUGCCUGCACAUAUUCUAGGAAAUAUAACGCCUUAGGUCCGGUCACGUCGGGGCACACCUCUAACACUGAAACUCAGUUCAAGUUUUAUCCCAAACAAAGAGGGUUACAGUUCAAGCUGAUCGUUGUUUGAGUUCAACUUCCUCUGAUGUUACUUAAGGAUAUUUUAACAGGCUGAAAUCAUCCUUAGGAUAAUAUUUUCUCUGGUGAUCAGAGACUCUAAAUGAGAUUUAAUCUUAACCUCAUGAUUGUCUACUGUGGAGCGUCUCAGUUGAUAUAUCGCUAUAAGGUUACAAACUGAAAUGGAAAAACCAGAAUCAAUAAAGUCAGAGUCACUCACAAACCCGUGUCGUAUAUUUCCUUUCAGAAAGCGCUGCGGACAGGCACCAGCACACGCCUGGACGAGCGCGUCUUCGCCAUGUGUGAGUUCAAGACGCAGCCGCUCCAGCAGCUGAUGAGGAUGGUUCACCCCGACCUGUACCGGCUGGACAACAUGUCUGACCAGGUAUGACAAAACCAGGUCAGAGCGAACGUUUAGAGUUCAGACAGAGGAGUGAGAGUAAAAUAAAAACACGGUGCUUCUUUAUAUUGUAGUGAUUUUAGUAUUUACAUGCAGCUACCAAACAUGACAUGAAUGAAUACACUUCUCUGUGUCUCUCACUUCUUCAGGGGGCUCUUCAUCUAAAUGACACCGUCGUCCCUCAGCCCCACCUGCUCCACCUGUCCGCUGAGAGAGUGAGCAGAGACGGGGCUUUCCUCAUGGACUGCGGCACCGUAAGCUUUCUCUGUUAUCUUAGUCAGCACACUCAGAGUGUUACAGGGUGAAAGUUUACUCCUCCUGAUUUGUGUUUAAAGUUCAUCUCGUUUGCCUUCAUAAUCGUAGGUGAUCAGAAACCUUUGAGUCGAUUUCAGGUCUGUGAGAAGUCUUCAUAAACAACACAGUCCGAACCUUUUAUGGUACUUUAUUUGGUCAGUAUGGGAUCAGUAUCACCUGUGAAUAACUCCCUUAUGUCAGUGUGUGGUCAAAGUUUGUAAUUUACUAGAAUAAACUGACAUUUCUGACUCUCUUUAAGAUGAUUUCCACACAGCAAAAAGAAGUUGAUGUCAAACAGUUUUUCCAAGAUAUCAAACCCCUCACCUCCCCUGCUGAUUGAUAUUAAUACUGUUAAUGCUAAAAAGGUUUUUACCCCACUUAGAAAGAUCGAUUUAUUGACCACAUGCUGCAGAGGAUUUUCUCCACCUCAUCUGGAUCUUUGGUUGGAUUUAAGUUCGCUGUUUCUGCACACAGGUCUUCAUGUUACAAUCUUCAGGGUUUCUACUAGGUAUUAAAAUAUCUAAAAUUCUGUGAAAACCUCAUAAAAUGUCUUAAAUACAAAUUUAAAAGGUCUUAAAAAUUCAUCUAUGUUACUGAUUUGGAGUUAGUGUAAAAUGUUUAGAUUUCCCUUCAUGUCUUUUGUACAUUUUCACCAGUAUGGAUGUAAAAUGGAUCUUAAAUUUUAUUCAUUAUGGUCUUAAAAAAGUCUUAAAAAGUCUUAAAUUUGACUCGCUGAAACCUGCAGAAACCCAGAGUCUUAUGAUGCGGCUGAUUUUGCACCUAAAAUGCUGCAUCAAACGCUCUAAACCUCCAAGACCAAAGAAAGGCAGAAUGAGACUCUCCCUCCUGCCCCACGGUGCUCACAUGCAAAUUUGUGUUAAUUUUAAUGUUAUAAAAGGAUCUCUAUGAAGUGAUUCACCUUUUAAGUGAAACUGUUCAAAGUUCAGACAUGAUCGAUUUGCACAGAAUUAAAUCACAGACGUCCUCCACAGUUUUUACAGAUACUUCUGCUGUACACACAGGCUGUAAGAUACCAGUCUGAUAAUAAUCUGCUCUUUAUUUUUGUGUUCCACUGUGUUUUUGUCCGUACAGGUGUUUUACCUGUGGGUCGGCAAAUGCUGCAAUGAGAUGUUCAUCCGAGACGUUCUGGGCUACCCCAACUACGCCUCGAUCCCCCCCAACAUGGUCAGUAAGAGGAGCUCUGAAACCGAACCUAAUGAAAUCAGCUGAGUCAAAUGUCCAUCGUUUAAGAGAAACAGAUGAGAGUUAAAACAACAAGAGGUUUCAUCUACAUAUAAGAAAAUAACAGAGAGUAAAUGUGGUUAUGGAAAUGCUGGGUUUGUUUUUCCAUUAUUGCAUAAAUACCACCACCCAGUCGGCUCAUGAAUGAUGCAACGCAGAAAAUGAGUCACAGAUUUAAUAAAAAGACUUCUGCUUUUUUCUCUCACUCAUACAGCAGAACCGAUUCUGCUGGUCUAGCUUUUCUGCAUUUUUAACAACCUGUGCUGUUACCUAGAAAGCUCUGUCAUGACCACAGCGCGGGCGUGAGGGUGACACCCAGAACAAACAGCAGCCGUCAGCGCUUGUUUAUACUGCUUAUUGUAUUUUUCUAGAAAGGGGUUGAUGUAACCCAGAGCCACCUCUGAAGCCGACACUCCUAACCACACAGGCAUAUUUCUGUUCACCACAUUGUGUAGGCGAGAUGUGGAUCUGCAUUAUCUGAAGCACACGGUGGUGAAAAACAAUGAUGUUGAUGUUUGUCUUCCUCUCUAUGAAUCCCAGAGUCACAUUCCUGAGCUGGAGACGACUCUGUCGGAGAGAGUGCGAGCGCUCCUCGACUGGCUGCAGGACAACAGAGCCUUCUGCUCCACGAUACACGUCGUCAAGUAAGCACAGCAACACAUCUGGAUACACAUCUGACUUUUACUAACACUCUCAGGCUCCAGACAUCUCCUGAAAUCCACAUGCAGAGAGCGUCUGUCUUUUCUCAUCUUAAAGUCCGAUCACAUGUUUUAAUGGUGGCCUGAUAUCACCUGCAACAACACGAGUUUCACUUCCUCAGACGUCAAAUAUAGGAAUUAAAUCAGACUUUAUCAUCUUCUGCUGCUGUCACCCCUCGGUGGGAUCUGUAGAGGGUAUCUCUUCUGUAAAAGGCCGAGAUGAGAAAACAUGACAAACUUCUAGGUUGGUGUUUAUUUUCGUGUCUUUCCCCGGUGCUCAGAAAGCCACACAAUACCCGGUUUGUUCUUCACACAACCCAAAAAAGCUGUAAAAACAAGCUGACUGUCAAGUGAUGCUGCCAAGUUACCAAAAUAUGGAUCGUAAAAAUACGCUGUAUGUAUUUUCAUUCGCUGAAAGUGUUCGGAAAAACAGCGAAAAGUCACAGAUUACAGCCUUUGGAGUCAAAGGUCAAAGACAGCUGUGGUCGUUCCUCUGAGGCAGGAAGGUUUCAGGCUAAUAUGACAAUAUUAAAAAAAAUGGAUUCAAUGUUCAAGUCCGAGUUACUCAGAGCACUCUUGUUACACAUUUGUAGCCUUGUGUUGUCAAGCUCAGAUACACCAGACCAAUCAUAGUCCGUUAUUUAGAAGUGGGACCAGUAAAAAGAGAAGACAGGACCAGUACUCAGCUGUUCCCUAAACCACCACACAGCAUCUCCUGCUGCUUGGAGGUCCAUUAAACUGAUUUAAUCUAACAACUACACUUACAGUAUAAUUAUCAGUAUUUGAGAUUUGGGUGAUGGUUGGAGGACCUGAGGAGCUUUACCAUGUCUCCCUUUUUGCUAAUUAAAAUGGGGGGGUCCGAUUACCGAUUUAAAUUUUGUAUUUAGUAAAAAAAAUAUCUACAGUAUACUAUAUACUGUUGAUAUACUGUAGGCUACUGCUGCUCUUCAUGCCGACAGGACGACCGACUGAUCAAACUUGGACCAGAAAAUCGAAGAUCGGUUCCUCUGAAUCUUAACUCACUUUACUUAUUUCUGGUCAGGUCGCUGCGCCAUCUACUGGAUAAGUCGGGGAACUUUUCAAAUGGUGGAACAUUUUCGAAUGGAUCAGAAUCUUCCGAUCGACAUGUUAACAUGAUGCACUUUUAUUCCAACUAUUUGUGCGCAUGUAAACAUGGCUAGUGUCAGUAAUGAGAUGUGGGCGGAUCCACUGCCCACAAUCAAUUCGCUGAGACUCACUACCGCCCUCUACUGGUCACUCAUGGCCUUAAAUUGAGGAGUCUGCUCUACCAAACCAACACCCCACCCUGUCUUUUUACUUAACAGUCUACCACCGUUUUUCCAAACAUCGUCGUCCCCCUCAUUAAAAACAGAAACAGGGUGUGACAGGUUUCAGAGUAGAGAGGAAUCUGAGGUUGACUGAAAAACAUUCCCACUGUAAACACGUAGUAAGCAGUGAGGUCACUGAUUGACAGCGGUGGCACAGACUUCCACAGGGAGCUCAUUGUUUCGGCUUCCUGUCUUUCCUCCUCUGUGGAGCGGCAUUGUUACUCAAGCGCAUGUUUACAUCAGUGUUGCGGCAGAGGACAGCUGAUGUCAGGGCUCAUAGACUGAGAGGCAGCUCAGUGGAUGUUUUGAAUCACUCUGACGGACGAUAACAUAUGUGAAAAACCGGAGGAGGUUUUAUUCCAGAAGUUUGACUCACCGCUUUUCUUAGAUUUUCAAUAUGAGUCAUUUUUAAGUCAGUGAGAGUCUUUAGUUUUGAAUUAGACGGAAAUACCAGACAUUUUACAUCUUUACAUCAUCAAGGAAUUUAAGGUUUUUUCUGAUACAAUCAAUGACUUAAAAAAAUGAGAUUUCUAGUGUAAAUUCAUAGUUUAACAAGAAAAGUGAGAAAUUAUAAGAAUAGUUUCAAAAUAUUACCCCAAAAAAAGUCCAUUAACUAAAAAACAAAACUAAUUUUACAAGAAUAAAGUUUGUGGGAAAAAGGUAAAUAUCUUUGAGACCUGUGAGAGGAAAAAUAAGUUGUAAGAAGAACUAGAAAAGUUGUAAAUUUGUGAUUUUACGAGAAUCAAGUCUUUAAAAUAAUGUCUCAAAGUACAGAGAAAAAGAGGAGCACAUUUAGGAGAAGUAAAACAAAGAUUUCCUGAGAAUUAAGUUGUGAAUUCGUCAUGAAACUGAUAUUUUAAGAAGAGGAAGUUGUAUUUAAAAGUCAUGAUUCAUCUUAAUGUAAAAUAAUAUAUGUGAGGAUUUCAAAAGAGCAGCCAGCGCUAAAAUCUGGUGAAGUUAUACUCAUCAGCUGAGGACAAAGAGAGACCAGAAAUAUGAUUAUUUUAACAUAAAUGAACAAAUUAAAUCUCAAAAUCUUUUUUUUUUCUUUCUGUUAUCUUGUACUUUUUGUAAUACUUCCUGUUUGGACCGUCGUGGUAAAAACUAAACGGACUUAAAGUACAUUUUAAGAAGAUUUAACACCAUUUUAGCACCACCAUAGCACUGAUUUUAAAGGAGCAGCUUCCCUCUUCUUGUUGUUGUGAUAAUAGAAACGGUCCCUCACUCUCAUGUCUCUGUUUCUUCUCUGUCCUCCUGCAGGGACGACACGUCAGCCAAGGCCACCUUCUUUCAGCACAUGGUGGAGGAUCGAUCAGAGUCGGCUUCGUCCUACCACGAGUUCCUGCAGCACGUUCAGCAGCAAAUGUCCAAGUAGGCUCUUAUCGCGCAGAGACAAACUCUGAGUCUUCGAAACCAGAGCGAGAAAAAGGAUUUCAGUCUCGUAGAGUCAAACUAGCGUUAGUGGAUGAACAGAGAAAUCCUUUCAGUCUGUUUUUAACGGGGAGAGUUUCCUCCUCGCCGAGACAGAUCCACCGUGAAAGCUCAUCGCUCAGACGGGAUUAAGGCAUGAGAACGGGAUGAUUUAGAGAAGAAUAAUGAAUUAUAGAAAGAAGAACUAAAUGAAGAAUGAAGGAUUUUUUCCCCCACAUUGAAACAGUAAUUGUAAACGCUCCUCGGCCUCUCGUUACAUCAUCGCUUCUGAGAAAACAAGAAGAGGAAAGUCGAGCCAAGAAGAUGCCACUUUGACACGUUUUACUUUGAUUCUUUUGUGAGCCUCACAUGUAGCUAGUGCUGUCCUUUUUUUAUUCCUAUUAUCGUUCUUUUCUAAUUUAUUCCCCUCGUUCUGCUCCUGCUGAAUUGAUUCAAGACUCUCUGAAUACACUGGAGAACAGAAACAAGCAUUCCUCCUCCUGUUGUUUUUUUGGCAUGUGCUUUGAAGUACGAGUCGCAUGUCACUGUUUAGUUCGCUGCUAGUCUGAGGGUAGACGACAACCACGAGUCUGUGUCUGUAUCGGGAGCAAACUGUCAGCGGUGUGUGGAUGUUCAAACUCCUCGUGUCGGCUCCCUCUCUCCUCCUCCUCCUCCUCCUCCUCUGUCAUGUCUGAUCAUGAUUUCUUGAAUCCUCUCUGCUCCCAAACUCUCAGAAAUCUUGUCAUUUGUUUUACUUUUUCCAGGCGCUAACUGAAGUUGCUAUCCACUUUGUAACUACUGAAAAGAAUCUUUUAUGUGCGAUAAUUUAUGAACCAGCUUAUUAAAUAAAAAACAAAAACAGA
Messenger RNA from Xyrichtys novacula (pearly razorfish), 26754 nucleotides. The record is from the annotation of a GenBank genome assembly. Lineage: Eukaryota; Metazoa; Chordata; Actinopteri; Labriformes; Labridae.